Messenger RNA from Ixodes scapularis (black-legged tick), 1320 nucleotides. Its product is annotated as tRNA methyltransferase 10 homolog B. NCBI's taxonomy places the organism in Eukaryota, Metazoa, Arthropoda, Arachnida, Ixodida, Ixodidae. The record is from RefSeq and is a predicted model, not a curated record. Gene Ontology annotation, biological process: tRNA N1-guanine methylation. Gene Ontology annotation, cellular component: nucleus; nucleoplasm. Gene Ontology annotation, molecular function: tRNA binding. Bases 164 to 1201 code for a protein of 345 amino acids. The transcript is spliced from 10 exons.
GACUAGCCAAAACAAAAGAAAACCGGAGCGGUCUAGCGCCAAGGCGCACCUGAAUCAAUGCCUAAAUUCAGUUAAACAGGAAAGACCAAAAAAGCAGAAACUAUCUGCUCCUAAUCAAGGAUACCCGCAAAACAGUAUAAUAAUCUAGAAGUUCACAUGGUUUAUGGCCUCUGUCAGGAACUCUUGCCCCUUCUCGAGUGAAAUGUGUGAGGAGACGUUGGAGCAAAAGAACGACGAAGGACGCUGUGUUUCGAAAAAUGAAGCCCGGCGAGUUCACAGGUACGAGAAAAUCAUCGCUGCGAGAAGGGCAAAACGCAAGGAGAAGAAACGGAAUCGAAAGGCGCGCCUUGCGGAAUCUAAAUUGUUCAAUGGGUCUCGUGAAAAUGCACAUUCUGAUAUUGUGAGGUUGAGCAAGCGACUGGAAAAGGAAGCAAUUCAAAAGAGACUUCUUGAAGCGAGAGGUACCACUCCACGAGUGUGCAUCGAUCUGGGCCUCACCGACCUCAUGAAUGACAAGGAGUUGAACAAGCUUUCCUCACAGCUUCGGAGACUGUAUGGCUCCAACAGGCACAGUUCCAAGCCCCUGCACCUCUACUUCACGAACUUCGCUCCUUCUUGCCGCCUGUACAGGAUGUGCGUCAUGAAGAAUGAAGGCUUUCGUAAUUACAUGGUGGAGAUGACGUCUGAGAAUCACGCGGAGUUGUUUUCGCGUGACUCCCUGGUGUACCUGAGUCCCGACGCUCCAGAGAGCCUGCCGGGAACUCCGCUGGACGCUUCCAAAGUUUACGUCAUCGGCGGCCUGGUCGACGAGACGGUGCGCAAGCUCGUGAGCUUGGAGCGAGCCCAGUCGGAGGGAGUGCGGAGCGCCCGGCUUCCCAUCGACGAGUUCCUGAUGCAGAGAGCUUCCGGUGGAACUCGAUGCAAGAUCCUUACCGUCAAUCAGGUAUUCGACGCCCUGCUCAAGGUGCACGAAAGUGGAGGUGACUGGUCGAGCGCCUUGGCCGAAGUGCUUCCAAAUCGUACGGGCUUCAUCAAAAGGGAACCGGCAGUCGGUUCCGUUUCUACGGGUAACAUCUUGACCACCUCCUCGAUGACGACUACCUUCACGUCUGCCACUGCUACUACCGCCAUUGCCACCGCCACCAUUCCCCUGCUGACUUCCUGCGCGUCCCCUUUGGUCUACUGGGGUGCGAGAAGCUAGUUUUCAACUUACGUUUGUGCCCCAUCUUUUUGAACGUUUCCAUUCGCAUUCCCUGUGCAGAUCCGCCAAAGCUGGACAACGUUCCUCUUCAUUGUUCAUUAAAAAAAAAUAUCAAUUUC